Molecule: messenger RNA, 3254 nt
Organism: Brienomyrus brachyistius
Lineage: Eukaryota; Metazoa; Chordata; Actinopteri; Osteoglossiformes; Mormyridae
Product: ectonucleotide pyrophosphatase/phosphodiesterase family member 2-like
Exons: 26
Coding region: 311-2956 (881 amino acids)
Biological process (GO): immune response; phosphatidylcholine catabolic process
Molecular function (GO): nucleic acid binding; phosphodiesterase I activity; scavenger receptor activity
Source: RefSeq, a predicted model, not a curated record
CACUCUGGGGCGAUUUAUUGGGUCUGUCAGGGGUUAUCCUGUGCGUAGGAGCAAGACCACUACUGAGGGCUGACUGCGUUUAAAAGGACAUCUGAUCCGCAAAUAGCGCCAUUGUCGCACUGGGCAGCUGUCACCAGCAUCAGUCUGAACACUGGUGGGGAUAAAACCAGUACAGGAGACAGGAGCCCAGGAAAAAGCAGAAGUAUCCCAGGAGAGAGGAGCUCCGGGGUUGCGCACGGUCAGAAGCGCGUCUAGGUCCGAAGCGGCAGCACCGGCAGCUGGCGAGGGUCAUAUCGGAGCUGGGAUCAUCAUGUUGCUGGGAAAACUGGUGCUGCAUGCUGUCGCCUUGCUUACUGCACCCAAUGUUUGCUUGGCGUAUGUUUUUCAAGCAAAGCGCUCAGGAGACUGGGAUGAGAGCCCGCCGCUUUCCAAAGACCGUAAUGACCGUGUCCCCCCCGAGAGCUUGUGGGUCAGCUCCUCGGGUUCCUGCAAGAACCGCUGCUUCGAGCUGGAAGAAGCGGAACCUCCCACCUGCCGCUGUGACAACUUGUGCAAGACCUACAAUAGCUGCUGCUUGGAUUUCGACGAGCACUGCUUAAAAACGGCUGGGGGGUUCGAAUGCACCCAGGAGCGCUGUGGAGAGACCCGGGACGAGGCACAUGCCUGUCACUGCUCCGAAGACUGCCUGGAAAAAGGAGAUUGUUGUUCCAACUACAGCAUCCUCUGUAAAGGGGACACCCCGUGGGUGCAGGACGAGUGUGAGGAGAUUGAGAAACCAGAGUGCCCUGCGGGGUUUGUCCGGCCACCUUUGAUCAUGCUCUCUGUUGAUGGAUUCCGAGCCACGUACCUGCAGAAGGGAAGCGCGGUGAUCCCGACCCUGGUCAAAUUGAAAACAUGUGGCACAGCCGCUCCGUAUAUGAGACCUGUGUACCCCACCAAAACCUUCCCCAAUCUGUACACUCUCGCCACGGGCCUCUAUCCCGAAUCCCAUGGGAUAGUUGAUAACUCGAUGUACGACCCCGUGUUUGACGCAAACUUCCUCCUGAGAGGCAGAGAGAAGCUGAAUCAUCGCUGGUGGGGAGGCCAGCCUAUCUGGAUCACCGCUGUCAAGCAAGGAGUGAAGGCUGGGACCUUCUUCUGGCCUGUGGUGAUUCCGCUGGAGAGGAGAAUCCUGACUAUCUUGCACUGGCUUCACCUGCCAGAUGAUGAGAGGCCCUAUGUGUACGCAGUCCAUUCUGAGCAGCCGGACACCUUCGGCCACAAGCUGGGGCCGCACAGCAAUGAGCUGAAUAAUCCCCUGAAGGAGAUCGACAGAGUUAUUGGGAUGCUGAUGGAUGGCCUGAAACAGAUGAAUCUACACCGGUGUGUCAACAUCCUCCUGGUGGGAGACCAUGGAAUGGAGGAGGCUCACUGUGACAGAACGGAGUACCUUAGCUCCUACCCAGUGAACGUGGAUGAUCUAAUCCUGAUUCCUGGAUCACUUGGACGGAUCCGGGCCCGAAAUCCCAACAGUUCCAACUAUGACCCCAAGGCCAUUGUUGCGAAUCUUACUUGUAAGAAGUCGGAUCAGCACUUCAAGCCGUACCUGAAACAACACCUGCCCAAACGGUUCCACUACGCCAACAACCGCAGGAUCGAGGACGUCCACCUGCUGAUGGAGAGGCGCUGGCAUGUGGCCAGCAGUGAGAUGGAAUCAGACAUUUCGAGCAACCCGGAGCUCGGCAGUCACACGGAGUUCAUGCACAGGAAAAUACCGGAAGGCAAAAAGAAUCUUGGUAGAUGUGGUUUCUAUGGUGACCAUGGCUAUGACAACAAGCUCAGCAGCAUGCAGACUAUCUUUAUGGGGUACGGACCUAGCUUCAAAUUCAAGACAUUGGUGCCGGCUUUUGAGAACAUUGAACUUUACAAUGUCAUGUGUGACCUCCUGGGUUUGCAGCCAGUUCCGAACAACGGCACCCAUGGCAGUGUCAAUGGCAUGUUGAGGAACCCCUUCUACACGCCUAUCAUGCCAGAGGAGGUGUCUCCUCCUAUUCCGUUGGAGCCAGGCGCCACCUCCAUGGAUGACCUGGGCUGUAGCUGUGUUGAUAAAAAUAAAGUUGAGGAUCUUGAUCAGAUGCUCAGUGAAGAUGAAGGCCGUAAAGACAGUGGGCAAAAUCUCCCGUUUGGUCGACCAGCGGUCCUCUUCCAAGCCAAAUACAGCAUCCUCCAGCACGAUGACUUCAUUAGUGGGUAUAGUUUGGAGCUGGCCAUGCCCCUGUGGACGUCCUACACUGUUCCGGCAGAUGUUGAUGUUACCCCUCGCCCUGCAUUUGAUACCGGUUGUGUGAGGCCAGAUGUCCGAAUUCCUCCCUUUGAGAGCCAGUCAUGCACUGGCUAUGGCGCUGAUCCGAAGCUGUCUUACGGCUUUAUGUUCCCCCCUGGGCAGGCCUCGACUCCUAACACCAGACAGGACGCGGUCUUGAUCACAAACACCGUUCCGAUGUACCCUGCGUUUAAGAGGGUGUGGAGCUACUUCCAGGAGACCCUGGUGAAGCGAUAUGCCAGUGAAAGGAACGGGAUCAACAUUGUCAGCGGUCCCGUGUUCGACUAUGACUUUGACAGCCUGCGGGACUCCAUGGAGAAAAUCCAAGAGUUGGGUGGCGAGUUCCCAGCGAUUCCCACACACUACUACAGCAUCAUCACCAGCUGUCCGGAUAGCACCCGAGCUGCGGACGAGUGCAAUGGCCCACUGAGCGUCUUCUCUUUCAUUUUGCCACACCGGCCGGAUAAUACCGAGAGCUGCAACAGUCUGGAGGAAGAGUUCAGGUGGGUAGAUGAGCUGAUGAAGAUUCACACAGCACGGGUGAGGGACAUUGAGAUCCUCACUGGACUGGACUUCUACCGGAUCACCAACCGGAGCUACGUGGAAAUCCUCUCGCUAAAGACUUACUUGCACACAUUUGAGGAUGAUAUGUGAAAUCGCCUGUCCCGUCACUUCUAGGUGUAUAUUUUUAUAUAGUGUAUUAUGAAUCGAUAGAAUAUUAACUGGCAUUAAAAAUUUUAAUCAUGUAGCAAUUUUUUUUUUUUGCAAAGUAGCUAGAGGAAUACUGUUGUUUUAUUGUUUGUGAUAAUUGUCUCUGCUGUGGGUUGCGUUGUGGUCCUGUCACUCUGUACACUGUUCAUUCUCCAAGGUAUCCUAAUGCGUGAUUCACCAUUAUUGACCUCUACGUCAUGUGACGAUCAGUUAAUUACACUGCAAUAAACCAAUAUUUUUA